ACGUCGUGCCAGUGCCCAGGCGACGAUCUCUCUUUGCGCCUCCAUUGUCAUACGCGCAGCUCCGCGGUAGGACACCAUGAUCAUCCAAGAGUACUCGCCCUCCGAGAAACAUGUCGAGGCUUACAACCAUGAUUUCAGUGUGCAGGUGUGCUGUCGUUUGGCCUGCUUGCGAGGGAAUUAAAGUUGAUGAUCCUCUCCCCAUCGCCCAGAAUCAGGACGAGCCUCCGCCAUACGAGGAGAUUGCCGGCACUUCAUCACUUGUAUUGGAUUCAACGGCACACCUAUCUCUGCCUCAGCUUCCGAUCCCUACGUCGGGGACCUCCAUUCCACAAUUCCCCAGUCCCUCCCCUGCGACUUCCAUACAAUCGUCGCCCCAGUUCCCCUUGCCUGAAUAUAAAUCUUCGGCGCGGCCUCGCAUUCCCACGGCACCACAGCUCCCUGUUUCUGUGCCGCUUUUCCGCCCUCCUCAAGAGAAGACUGUGAACUACUUGUCCUUGUACUCAAGGAACGACGCUAUCAUAGGAACAUACCUCGUCGAUCCACAAUUGAGACACGCGAACUCUCCGGGCAGGCGGGACCGCUCCGUGGAGAAAGCCCACGCCCAAAAUGUGCGCGAUGUGUUCGGCUCUAUGCCAGACGGAGAGGACGGGAAUGAGUCGGACGAUUCGGAUAAGUGGGGUUGGCUGCGCAGGCACAGCACGCGACAGCCGGACGUGAACGCGGCGUUCAGGACGCGCCAUGGGAACAUGAAGGUUGUAUUCAGCAUCGUGGAGUCGAAUGCGGCAUUACAGGCCUCCACGGCCUCACAGAAUGCUGAGCGGAAAGUGCGGGGCCGUGUGAUGAUGUCAAGCCGCCAUGGGCGCAUCGACGCUAGGCUGACGGAGAUCCAUCCAAACCGUUGCGUCGACCUCGAUGUCUCGACGUGUCACGGCAACAUCAACGUCUUCCUUCCUUCCAACUACGACGGCAUCGUCGCCUUCCGUACGCGACGCGGCACCAGCGGGAUUUCCUUCCUCCCAGCCUUCGCCGCACGCGCACGCGUCCUCCGCGGGAACGACCACGAGAUGCUCGUCUCCCUGUCGUCUACGACCACUCAUAUGGAGGCAUUCUCUCCACAAGAGAGUGAAGACUAUUGCAUCAUUGGGACACGGCACGGGAAGAUUACAAUCGGUCUGCACGGCAAAGACGACGAGUCGGCGGUGAUACAGAGCAGCGGGAUCUCUGGUCUCGUGGGUGCGCUGGUAGGGACAGGGGCGAAGCAGAUCGGCGACAUCGUGCAGAUGGGAACGAAGGCGAGUAUGAAGCUACUGGAGUCGACUCUCCAGGCGAGCAGUACAACCGCUCGCGAUACUGCCAUGCAGGCUAGACAAGUUGCGCUGGACCACGCGAACUGGGCGAGGAUGACAGCGACGGAGACUGCACGUUUGUCAAGGAUGACUGCAGCCGAGACUGCGCGUUUGUCAAGGAUGACUGCAGCCGAGACUGCACGUUUGUCAAGGAUGGCUGCAGCUGAGACUGCCCGCUUGAGCGUCAUGCAAGCGAGAUCGCAAACUAGGAAGCAUUAGUUUACACCUCUUCGCCAUAGCUACGAGAGUCGUGCACU
Molecule: messenger RNA, 1603 nt
Organism: Rhodofomes roseus
Lineage: Eukaryota; Fungi; Basidiomycota; Agaricomycetes; Polyporales; Fomitopsidaceae
Exons: 3
Coding region: 111-1565 (484 amino acids)
Source: RefSeq, a predicted model, not a curated record